UGAUUAAUAACAUUGAUGAACAUAUUUCGCAAAUUGGCACCUAAACGUGUAGCAGUAAUCGUAGUGGUAGAAUGGGCAUAAGUUGACUCCAUUGUUGUUAACAAAAAACAAUAAAAUGUAUAGAAGAAAAAAAUGAUUUUAUUGCAGCAAUUACUCAUUUUGAAAAAAGUUACUGAAAAAAAGAUUUGCAUAAAUUUAAUUUUUGAGCGAGCGAGAAACGUAAAAUCACGCAAAAUCGUAUUUUAGUACAAUGUAGUCAGCAGCGAUCAAACAGUGGCGACAAAGUGGGCGAUAAUAAAGUCAAGGCGAUGAAAAAGUUGGCGACAAAGUGGCUGAUAAUAAAGUCAAAGCGAUAGAAAAGUUUGGCGGUGAAAUGGCCGAUAAUAAAGUCACGGCGAUGAAAAAGGUGGCGUCAAAAAGUAUCGUUGUCUAGAAAAUUUUUUUUCUGAUUUUUCUCUCCAAAAAAAUUUUCGGGGUUCUGUUUUUUUUUGUUUAAAGGGACUUAAUUUUUUAAUUUUUUGUUCAGUUACAUUAAUCCAAUUUUAUACUUAAAACAAUUUUCUACUGAUUUCUUCGUGUAGAUUAAAGUAAAGCCUAUUGCUACGAAUGAAAAAUUUCUGCAGGAGUUUAUCACACGCCUUACCGGCCAUUUUAACUUGGUCUCUAAUUGUUGGCUGCUCAGCGGCGUUUUUCUAUAUUCUCGUUCCGGCGUUAAUUAUCAAACUUGGGACGUUUGGCUAUCUUUUUUGUGCGAUAGAUUUUGUUCUCUUUGCUUUUUGUAUUUCGAAUUUGUUUAUGGCGACGACAAUGGAUCCUGGUACUCAUCCAAUCGCAACCUCUUCUGAAGUAGCCAAUUUGGACGAUUUCCGUUCGCCUCUUUAUAAGAGUGUUGAGAUAAACGGAAUAACAGUUAGAAUGAAAUGGUGCGUUACUUGUAAAUUCUACAGGCCUCCGCGUUCUUCACAUUGUUCAGUUUGUAACAGAUGCAUAGAUUGCUUUGAUCACCACUGCCCUUGGGUCCACAAUUGUAUUGGUCGACGAAAUUAUCGCAACUUUUUCUUGUUCCUUUUCUUCCUCAGCUGGCAUAUGAUUUGUGUGUUUAGCCUCUCAUUAAGCUACACACUCCUAAGUCGUCGAGACAUUCUUACAAGGCCAAAUCUUUGCUCAAUUGUAUUAAUGUCAAUUUGUACUUUACUUGCUGUUCCUGUUAUUGGGUUGACUUGCUUUCACAUUGUUCUGGUUUUGAGAGCGAGGACAACAAAUGAACAGGUAACGAAUAAAUUCCGUGCUGGUCUGAAUCCUUUUACGGUUGGGUGUUGUGGAAAUUUGUGUCAUUCUUUAUGCUCCAGUCAAUUUCCAACUUAUGAAAGACCUAACAAGAAAAAUCAAAGGGUACCUAGAGAAGCAGUUAUUGUGUAUGUGCCGGAAUGCGACAAUCAAAAGGAUGGUCAAAUCAGGUUGAAGAGAGGUGUUGGUGAAGACAGCGCGGUCUCUAUUGGUACAGCAGUCUCAGGGGUUGGAUUUAAAUCGGCAAAUUCUUUAAAUCGUGUAAGAAUGAUUGCUGACUCAAGAGAAGACGAUUCUAGGUGCAAUUUAUUCAAUGCGGAUGAAGAGGAAGAAGAAAAUCAAAAGAAGUUGGAAGUGAAAGUCAACAAUAAUUCGGCUAAUGUUGAUUGUGAAUUACCUCUCUCGGCCUAUGAACGUAGUCUUCAUGAAGCUUACAAGGAUGUUCCACAUGUUCGCCUUUCAAGUUCAGAAAAUUCAGCUACGCAAUCAUUACUUGGCGGUGGAAAUAUCAAAGGUCUUUGCAAAGCGGAUUUAAAGAAUGUCAGAAGCAAUAGAAGGAACAACAGCAGUCCAACAAAAAGAAAUUCUUUUCAUGGAAUGUUAUCAAUUAAUAGAAAAAAUGAAGCAUCACCAAAUGGAGUAAUGACAAGUAUUUCUGAAUGUAGUAGAGGAAAUUCUACAAUUUAUACUAAUACAACAACAACGUCUUUACUUACUGAAAAUGAAAUGUCAAGGAGUACUAGACCGCUUAAAUUUACGGAGGUUUGUUUUUUAUUUUUUGUUCAAACGAGAUCUUUUUUAUUUGUUAGUUUUAACUUAUUUUUGAGUGAGAGCUUUAGACUUGGAGUUCGGCACGGGAGGGAUCUCGUAUUGGAUUGUUGGGAUUCUGUCCUCGAACCCUGGGUUUUAAGGGACAAAGGUUUACUAGAUUAA
Molecule: messenger RNA, 2220 nt
Organism: Meloidogyne enterolobii
Lineage: Eukaryota; Metazoa; Nematoda; Chromadorea; Rhabditida; Meloidogynidae
Source: the annotation of a GenBank genome assembly